This is a messenger RNA of Soboliphyme baturini, 1305 nucleotides long. NCBI's taxonomy places the organism in Eukaryota, Metazoa, Nematoda, Enoplea, Dioctophymatida, Soboliphymatidae. The record is from the annotation of a GenBank genome assembly.
AUGGAUAAUCAGGAUGGCCAGGGCACCAGCCAGGCUUCGACUUCGUUAACAUACCUCAGUGGGUCACCGCAAUAUUCUCUUGGACAGUUCCAGUUCCUUCAGUCUAGCGGGACGUCUGCCGUCAUUUCUCAGUCGUCUUCUAAGCCGCUGUUGGUCCAGCUGGCCAAUGGACAAACGGUGCAGCUGCAGGGCAGCUCUUCGUUGCCGCACAACCUUUCAAUGUAUGUCUUGAACAGUAAGACGACGAAGGCGAUAGACGAAAUCAUAUACUUCUGCGUUUCCGUUGGUGCUCGUAGUCCGAAAGCGCAUCCAAAUACGUUAGGCUUGUCUAAUGACAAACUGAUACUAUGGAUUUGCCCAUUUCAUUUGCGCAUAGUCGACAGGGGACUGUUGCGUACAGGUCCCCUACAGAUCAUACAACUGGACCAGAACAGUCUUGCGACGCUCACAGGGACGAUGCCGACUCUGCAAAUUAUUCAGGGCAGUUCGGCGGCCGAUUCCGGCGGCCAACAGACUCCCCUGAUCUACCAACCCGUGACGUCAAACUUUUCGUCGAGCAAAAAUGACGGUGUCGACGACCAGCAGCAGCAACACCAGCAACAGUCAAAUCAGGACCAAUCAUCCUCGGUGAACAACAACCGCAACCAGGUGUCCAACGAGGCUAAUGUCAUUCAACUUGGACCAGACUCAAACCUUAGCCAGAUUUUCCAGUCUACCUCAGCAACAGGGCAGGCGCAGAUCAUCAUGCUACAGAUGAUGCCAAAUUCGGCUAUCAAUACCAGCGCUCUUGCUGUACCUCCAAACACUGCAACGAAGCCUCCCGGUGAAGAUGAACCGCUUUACGUAAAUGCUAAACAGUACCACAGAAUAUUGAAGAGGCGUGCCGCUCGGGCGAAACUUGAAUCUGAAGGACGGAUCCCUAAGGAAAGAAGGAAAUACCUUCACGAAUCCAGGCAUUUACAUGCACUGAACAGAAUCAGAGGCGAAGGAGGGCGCUUUAACCCAGGGUCUCGCGGAAAGGGUUCUGAGAACCACGUUUUCGACUCAGAGCCUAUGAGUCGACGACUCGCCGCCUCUGACACGUCACUAACAGCGUCGGAUCACGGUAACAGAUCGGCUACAGACCGGAAGUUCCGCGACGCCACUUAUCCUCAGAAGCAGACGCCUAAAUCGCGAAAAGAUGCGUUCGAAAGUAUAGGAGAAUCAUCACCACCGUUGACGCGUGCCGUUCCGCAAUACCAGCAAAUGUUCAUGGAAUCGAACAAUUUCAGCAAGGUCAUAUCUAUCUCCAACAGCAGUAGCUAA